GGGCAGCGCUCGCGCAUUGUUGUGAUUGUUUGUUCGCGAAACAGUGUACGCGAAGAUAUACCUUUCGUCGCCGUCGUAGUCGUCGGUCGCAACAACAGCAGCAGCAGCAGCAGCCGGGUGUACACGCGUGUGCAAUCUGCUCCAAGGAAAUACAGAAAGUGAGAAAGACAAGUGCAGUAGUGCUUGCGACAGUGUAAUAUUAUUUUGCACAACUUCGUAGCCGUCGCAUUUUUCUGCCGGAAUUACCGCAUUACCGUUGCGAGAGGCAGCCGGUGAAAAAGUGUGUAAAAUUUUCAAUCGGUUUUGUGUGUGUGUGUGAAUGUGUUUGAGCAAAAGUAGGUUAUUCCGUCGCCGAAGCGGCUAAAGCGGAAGCAAAAACACCGGGUGUGAUUAGUAACGCCACCGCGGACGACGGGCUGCCGGGGGGUUUGCAGCUGUUUGUCUCAUCAGCGCAGUGUGUGUGUGUGUGUGAGUGUGUCCGGGACCGGGUGUGAAAGGAAGAGAAAAAGAUCGAACGGCGCGGCGCGGUUGAAGUAGCACUGAACAAGCAACGUGGAAGAGCAAGCAGUUUUUGAAAGCGAUCGCUGCAGAAGAAUCUACAUAAAUGGACUGAAAAGAGAAAGAGAAAGAUAGCAACCGACCGUUACGUCCAGAACAAACUGAUCCUGCGACAGCAUCCAGUGCUAGGAAUCAAAACCCUGAUCUCAAACACACCACCAUGCCGGUUGCACUGAACGGAUCCGUACCGUUGCCCUCGGUGCGGGUUUACACCAGCGUCACGGUACUGCUGAUGUCCGCCUGCCUCUACUACGCACUGGCCAUGACCAGUGAUCCAAACUGGAGGCAACACACAAACAUCACCAGCAGCACGACGGGCGGAACGGUACCCACAGCGGGCGGAACGGCGUCCACAGCAGCAAACACAGCCCCGAGCGCCGCCAGCUCCGCCACAGGACCGGCCGGUGUGAUUGACGGUGCGGUAGAGGGUGCCGGGGGUAAGCUGGGAGAGGUAGGAGGCGCCAGUGCCGCCUCCUUGCUGUCGGUGAAGGAGAUCGACACGCUCGAGGAGAAAAUAUUAGCGGCCGCCGAUCUGUCCGACCUGCGCCAAAUGCUGCAAGGUGGCGGCAGCGAUGCACCAGACGAGGACGACUCCCGGGAAGUGGAGGAAGGGGAUGAGCGGUGGCUGGUGGUGGGCAACGAUACGCGAUCGCUCGGAGCGUACCUGAAGGAUACGGCAUCGUUUAUGGCGACGGAACCAUUUUGCAUUUGGACGUUAAUCAACACCGCGUACUGCUGCCUGAUACUGCUCGGCAAAUCGAUACAGAAGUUCGUCUUCGGUGAGCUGCGGAUAUCCGAACAGCAGCACAUGAAGGACAAGUUUUGGAACUUUAUCUUCUACAAGUUUAUCUUCGUCUUUGGCGUCGUGAAUGUGCAGUAUUUGUACGAGGUCAUACUGUGGGUGUCGUGGUUCUCGGCACUCGGAUUCCUACACCUGCUGUCACAGCUCAGCAAAGAUCGGUUCGAGUAUCUCUCCUUCUCGCCAACCACUCCAGGAUGGUCCCACUUCCGGCUGAUCUCGCUGCUCGUUGCCAUCCUCGCCCUGUCCGGGCUGAUGGUGGGGAUCUCGAUCGGUGUCGGCGUAUUCUUCGGUGGCUUCAAUACGUUCGCCUUCAUGGCGGCUGAGUGUAUCCUGCUGAGCAUACGCACGCUGCACGUGCUAAUACGCUACGGCAUGUUCCUGCACGAUAUGCGCCAGGGCGGAAUCGCGAAUGAGUCUUUCUCAUCCUUUCCAGCAAUCUCCUGGGAUAAGCGUGGCCCGGUCGCGUACUACAUUGAGCUAACGUUCGAGGUGGCCGCCCUGAUGGUGGAGCUCGUGCACUACAUCCACAUGAUGCUCUGGAGCAACAUCUUCCUGUCGAUGGCGAGCUUGGUGAUAUUAAUGCAGUUGCGCUACCUGCUGAACGAGAUCCAGCGCAAGAUCAAGAAGCACCGCAACUACCUGUGGGUGCUGAAUCACAUGGAGAAGAGCUACCCGCUGGCCUCGAGCGAUGAUCUGAAGCAAAACUCGGACAACUGUGCCAUCUGCUGGGAGAAGAUGGAAACGGCUCGAAAGCUACCGUGCGCCCACUUAUUCCACAACUCGUGUCUACAGUCCUGGCUGGAACAGGACACUUCCUGCCCUACCUGCCGUCUCGGGCUGAGCGUGCAUCAGAACGGUGGUCCACGGGGCAGUCCGCUGCUGCCGGAUGACAUCCGCAUCGACGAUCAGGACGGUGCGGUUGGGGGCGGUGGUGGCCGUACGGCCAACAAUCACUUCUUCCACUUCAACGGCUCGCGGUACGUGUCCUGGCUGCCGAACUUUUCCGUCGAAGUGACGCACAUCAACAGCAUGCUGCGUCCGUCGGAAACGCUUCCAAUUACGGCGGCCGCUGUGGGUAACCAUACGUCGCAGGUGCGCAACAUGGCCCGCCACGUGCAGGAGAUGUUUCCCCGCUAUCCCCUUUCCGUGCUGAUCGGUGAUCUGCAGAUUUCGCGCUCGAUCGAGGUGACGAUCGAUAACAUACUCGAGGGACGGCUGCAGGUCCCCGCGAACAGUCCCGAGGACGAGGACGAGGAGACGCUGGGAGCGGCAAGUGUUGCCUCGAUGGCCAUGAGCGGAUCGAUGGACGGGGACAAUGGCGAUGAUGAUGAUGAGCUGUCGGGAGAGCUUUCGACACGAUCGCUUACGAAUUCGCUGUCUGCGUCGUCCCUGUCGUCACUGUCCUCGCCGGCCGGGUACGAGGUGGAACGUGGCACUAACAUCUUUGGCAAUUACGAUGCAUUAUUGCGGGACGAUACGGUCGAGGAGAUUUCAUCGGCAACCUCCGUCCCGCUUGGGGAUCGGUUCUCCAAAAGCCCUGAGGAGCGGGAAAAGAUUCUGCAGCGCCGCAAGGAGCAACUGCUAGCGAUGGCUCGAAGAAGAUACCUGGAGAAGAACAAAUCCGAGCUAAAUCACCAACCGUCCACGUCUGCGACGGCUUCCACCUCGAGCACUGUUAGGCAUCGAAACAAAAGCUGUAUGGAAACGACAAUAGUCGAAAGCGGUAGCAGCAGCAGCAGCAGCGGCAGCGGCAGCAGUGGAAAUAAUCUGUCAAAGUUAAACCCGUCCUUAUCACCUAGCCACCAUCAGCAGCGGCUCUCUGUGGAACAGCAGCAGCCGCUGGAUGAGGUACAGCAGCUGGAUCAUUCCGACAGCAGCUUUUAAACGGAAACCGGAAGCACUGAUCAUUCGUGUGACCAAAACAAGUAUCUCCCGAUCGGUGUAUUAUGUGUGUGUGUGCGUGUGGAUGGGUGUGUCCUACUCACGAUGGCGCCACAAAGCUCCGUUUAAGAAAAAAAGAAAGAAGAACUGUUCCUUGUGGCCGGCGGUGCUGUGAAGAUUUUAAGUUUCAAUUUUAUUACUUUUUUUUAUAAAGGCAAACCCCUCUAGACGACUUUUCUCGCUGAUCGUAUAUUUUAGCUUAAAUCUUUCUUAUCGUAACGUACGUAGCCUUAGUUGUUUAGUUUUUUGAAGAUAUUAGUCAGUCAGUGUGUGUCAGUCAUGUGAGGGGAGAAAGCCGAGUGAAAAUGCAAAAUUAUUAACAAAAGAAGCGAUCAUGGAGCAUGGAGAGAUAUCAUGUGUGUCAUUUUCGGGAUAAGUGUAGUGGUGUUGUACACCGAGCUGGCUUGGCUUUCGAUGAAGAUCAGCUUUGUUAAUUUAGGCAAACAGAAGACGGAAGACGGUCGAACAAACUGUCGGAAGGAUCAGUUUAGAUCGUAGUGGCCAAAUCGAUCAGUGACGGAGGUAUGUAGGAUACAAACAAAAAAGAGCCACUGACUUUUACCUCCAGCAGAUUUGCUCACCUGCUCAGGUGGGAGCGCAAUAGAGAGCUGCUAUGGGCGAAUCGAGAUGCGAGCGAUCGCGGGAGGGGAGUGAAUGAGCGAAACUGAAACUAAACACGAUAAAAACAAGUUGUGAUGAUAUUUAUUUUCUAGGAAACAAACAAAACCAAUCAAUCGAUUAAGGAAAAAAGGGCGCAAACGCUAAAACAACAAAUCAUACUGUAGUAGUCGUCGGGGUAGCUUCCUUCCUUCUCCUCCGAAACACGCUUGAUAAGGUGUAGAGAGAGCGAAAGAGAGAGAGCGAGAGAGUGACCGAAGCAGAGGAAAAACAUUUGGUAUUAAUGUGUUGAAGCUGCAGCUAAUGAGAUAGAGGGUGAAAUCAGCAGGACGAGGAGACGGAUUUCGUUCGCUAUAAUCGCAUCAUCGUAACGCGCAGUACGACGGAGUAUGCAUUAGUCAAAAUUGGCAAGUAAAACACACACACAUUUAGCGACAAGAAAGACUCAAACCAACAAAAACAAAGCAGAAUAAUAAUAAGCAAAAAUGCAAACACAAUAAAGAGUAAUGUUCGUUGUUAUUUCGUUUUAA
This is a messenger RNA of Anopheles arabiensis, 4449 nucleotides long. Its product is annotated as E3 ubiquitin-protein ligase AMFR-like. Gene Ontology annotation, biological process: ubiquitin-dependent protein catabolic process; protein K48-linked ubiquitination; endoplasmic reticulum unfolded protein response. The record is from RefSeq and is a predicted model, not a curated record. Gene Ontology annotation, cellular component: ubiquitin ligase complex; endoplasmic reticulum; cytosol. Gene Ontology annotation, molecular function: ubiquitin protein ligase activity; ubiquitin binding. The coding region runs from base 719 to 3244 and encodes 841 amino acids. The transcript has 11 exons. NCBI's taxonomy places the organism in Eukaryota, Metazoa, Arthropoda, Insecta, Diptera, Culicidae.